Messenger RNA from Cylindrotheca closterium, 1905 nucleotides. The record is from the annotation of a GenBank genome assembly. Lineage: Eukaryota; Bacillariophyta; Bacillariophyceae; Bacillariales; Bacillariaceae.
AUGAUGUCGCAGAACAAGGGAAUGACGUGCCGUAAGCUACCGCUCCUGUGGUUGUUCGUUGGAGUCAUCACACUCCCCAUGGUGGUCACAAACGCACAGGCUCCCUUUUACACCACACCUCAAUUUUCGAAUGUAAAUCACCGCACCAAUGUCUGUGACCGAUUUGCGGCUUACGCCAACGGCCAGCUUGAAAUUCGCGACGCCCUGUCCGGUUUGCAAUUGAGCGUGGGAGUGGUGGAUCAACCCAACCCUCUCUACUUUAAUUUGCACCGCAACAACAUUACCAUUAACGACCAAUUUCCUGGCAUUUUCGUGGAAAUUUUGGACGAACUAGCCAGACGUGGUAACUUUACCUGGCGGGAGACUUAUGCUCGUAUCUUGCCACCCAAUAUGACCCAAAAGUUCGAUGCUACCUGGACGGAUGUCCUGGUGGAUUCAGUGGAGCGAUAUGACAUUAGUUUUGCGGAAUGGGUGCACACCCAUGAACGAAGACGCCGGGGUGUCCAUUUUCCUGUGGGAUGGUACGAUACGUCUACCAUUUUUAUUCGGAAUACUCGAGAGGGUAUCAAGAAUGAAUUCAACUUUAACUCAUGGACUCGGCCUCUCCACUGGUCGUUGUGGGCACUCUUUGCAUUGGGUUUUCUUUAUAACCGUACCAUGCUAUGGAUUCUCGACAAGAUUGAAGACGAUGGAUCACCAAGAGAAAUUACCUCCAAGGAAAAGGUCUUUCGGAUUCGAAUGGUAGAAAUUGUAUUCGACAGUGACCGCUCCAAUGCGAAGCGACUUCACAACAUGAGUUCCUCCCUAUUUGCCAUGGUCUUCGUGUCGUCUCUGACGGCCAACCUCGCAACCUUUCUCAUCCAGCAAUCCGAACCGGACUUUCAGUACGUCGGUCUCGAUGACUUGGAUUCUCGUUUCACUCCAGUCUGUGUCCGACAGGCAGAUGCUGUCUUUGAGUCACUCUCCAACGACUACGAAACCAUGAACUUUAUUCGAUCCGAUACGUCCUUGGAGAAUUAUCAAAGAAUUCUAGCAGGGGAUUGUAAAGUGGUGGCGACCCGUAGGGCGGACUUUGAUAUCUUUGAACGAAAUCCAGUGGCCAACCCAGAUUGUACCCUCGAAUGGGUAGGACGUCCGGAAUACAUCAACUUUGGUGGCAUGGGAACGAUUGUCGAUACAAACACAACUUGUACUUCUCUUGUCGGACAUGUCCUCGAUUUGCACAUGCACGAAAUGACCGAGUUCGUUGAAGAAGCUUGGGAAAACUAUCUGGCGGACCUAUCCAGUUACGAAUGUCCUGCCAAGGUUGCUGCGAAAGAAGAUACUCGAUACUCUUUGACCUUGAAUGAUAUUGGUGGUAUCUUUAUUGUGUUCGCUGGCGUCGCCUUUUUGGGACUCUUUGUGGCAAUGAUUGAACAACACUUCGAACGCAAGAGAAGAGCCCAGGAAGAGGAACAUGACCUUUUGCUGAAGGAGAAUGGACCAACCGAGGCCAACAUGCUCGGCGAAGCUGAUCCCAUCCAUAUUGACAGUGAAGUCCUCAAGAGGAUUCUUGCCAUCGAUCAAGCCAUCGCCAAGCUGAAAUACGAAUGCGGUGGAGAAAAGAGACCAAGCCGAUCUGGCUCUGGCGGUGGGCUAGGCCUAGGUGCUUCCUUCCGUGGCCUAGGUAGCUCUUUCCGUGGCCUAACCAGUCCUGGCGGUGCCUCCUUCCGUGGCCUCAACUCAUCUCCCCGCAAUUCGGGGGGAGGGACAACACCAUCGCCAGGUGGUGGUGUGCGACCUUCGUUGCUGAACACCGCCUCCCCAAGGUCCCAGAGGUCGUUGGCCUCUCCAGGUUACCAAAGGCCGACUAUGAGUCAAAUGGGGAAGAAGAAAUCACAACAAAACAUUUUGGCAAUGGGAUGA